AUGGGCGAAAAUCCUUUAAAUUUCCGCACCCGUCCUGAUUACGUACAGUCGGGCACCCGGUUGGCACCCAAGGCUUGGAAAGCUAUCUACAGCCAGACCCAGUUCGCAAGAAAACAUAUUGGGCCGGAAGACUUUAUUUCCGUAUCAAUGGCGAACCGCACCCCUGCAUCAGUUAGCUCGCCACGACCAAGUCACCGCUCGAACUCUAUCAUGAUUGAUGAUAGAACCCUCGACACGCUUAGUAGUAAUGGCGUGAGGAGAGUGAAAUCACCUCGCGCUACUGCCACGCGUGCCGAGAAGAUCCGGCGCAGAGCAAGUCCCAAUACUGCUAAGAAUCGCGUUUCGGGAGACUCUAGUCAAAUUCUUAAUUAUCGUCGCCAUGUGGCUGGGGUACCGCAGCGAGCACUUGAUGCAGGGGUGCCGGAGUGGCCAGAUCACAUGCAUGGGGCUUCGCGCCCAGAAUUACACAGAUAUUACUCAAGCCCAACGCCUAUGACGAGUCCAUCUGCGAAUACCUUGAGUGGGCGGGGCAGCAUGCGGUUUCAGGAUGUUUCGGGGCAAUCGUCAAAUGAUAUAGAAAUGUCUGACCAGAUGUCAGAUAUCAAGAACUUUGCACCAACCCCGGAGAUAGACAGGCGAGGGUACGAGGGGAUGUUUAGACAGCCGGAAAUCAAUCCCAUCACUCAAGAUCAAUUGAUCAAUGAAGUACGACAGAUCUAUUUCGGCCUAGCGAUGGUGGAAAAGAAGUGUAUUGAUAUCGACAAACAACAAUCGGAGUCGAAAGCGGAUUUAUCAGAAUCGCAGUGGCAAGCGUUGAUAUCUAUGCAUCGAACCUUGCUAUAUGAGCAUCACGACUUUUUCCUUGCUUCACAUCAUCCAACGGCUAGUCCUGUGUUGAGACGACUUGCUGAAAAAUAUGCUAUGCCGGCACGAAUGUGGCGCUAUGGAAUUCACUCAUUCCUCGAGCUCUUACGACAGAAGCUCCCGAAUUCGUUGGAUUAUAUGUUAAACUUCAUCUACCUCGCCUAUUCAAUGAUUACGCUGCUAUUGGAGAGUGUCUCGGCUUUCAGGGAAACAUGGCUUGAGUGUCUAGGCGACCUAGCACGGUAUCGCAUGGCUAUCGAGGAAUCUGAUAUGAGAGACCGUGAAGUCUGGGCAGGAGUAUCUCGUUACUGGUACAAUCUAGAUGCAGACCAAAGCCCCGACGUGGGCCGAAUCCAGCAUCAUCUUGCCGUGUUAGCUCGACCCGACAAUCUUCAACAACUCUUCUACUACACCAAAGCUCUGGUUUGCGUGCAACCUUUCCAAAAUGCCCGAGAGAGCAUCGUUCUUCUCUUCAAUCCUUGCAGCGAUAAACCAAUGACGCAGCACACAAUUAUCACGGCUUUUAUUGCAACACAUGGGGCUUUAUUCUCUCAAGACUCAGCCGAGCAAUUCGUUGCUUUGGCUAAUAUUUUCUUAUCACUUUUGCGAAGGGACCUUGCUCGGCUAGAUCGAAAAGGCCUACAAGGGGUCUAUAUGAUGUCUUCCAACUUUGCUUCGAUACUACAAUAUGGCGAAGCUAACGGAAUAAUGGCACUAGAAUUCGCAGCAAAGCAAGGCGAGACAGCAGCCGAGGCACAUAAUUUCGCGCUAAAGUGGACUUCUAGCUCAGGAUCAUUCCCAAGGUCAGAAUCAGAUAUCAGCUCCAAGGGUACAAUCUCGAUCACAAGUCCGAUCUCGCGUCCAAUGUCCUCAAUUAUCCCUCAAGGAAGCUAUCUUACCUUCCACACUCUUAACGUCUUUCUUGAUCAGAUAGACGACCCUGAAAUAUAUCCCAGUGUCCAUACUUCCUUAGCGUUUCUAUGGUGUUUAUGCCUUCGCCCUAAUGCCAUGCAGCAACUCGAAACAAUAAUCCCAUGGCUACCAAUCACCCGAUUCCUCAACGCACUACUUCGGCCCGAGACAAACUUCUCCAAGAUCGAAGACGAAGCAUUUCCUUACUUCGAAGACGGGACAAUACAGCAACUCUCAGAGGACUUCCUCAUCCGUGGUCAGCUCUGGAGUCAAUUCUACUAUCCAGAAAACUUCUUCGAAGAUGCUCCCUCAGAAGACAACAGACCAGUUACUGAGGAGCCAACGACAAUUAUACCAAGGCAACACAGAUGCCUCUGGCUAGGUGUGCGAAUAGCAACGUUCAAUCGCUGGAUUACAUACAGCCGGGAUCAGAAAUUCAUACCAACACAGCUCGCGCAUGAGUACGCGCCUAUUGCGGAAUCUUGUGGCCAUCUCAACAGCAGAGCACUCCCAGGAUCACCAGCUGACCAUAAUAUGGAUGAAAUCUGA
Messenger RNA from Penicillium pulvis, 2325 nucleotides. RefSeq lists its product as uncharacterized. Gene Ontology annotation, cellular component: telomerase holoenzyme complex. The record is from RefSeq and is a predicted model, not a curated record. The transcript is spliced from 3 exons. NCBI's taxonomy places the organism in Eukaryota, Fungi, Ascomycota, Eurotiomycetes, Eurotiales, Aspergillaceae. Gene Ontology annotation, biological process: nuclear-transcribed mRNA catabolic process, nonsense-mediated decay. The coding region runs from base 1 to 2325 and encodes 774 amino acids. Gene Ontology annotation, molecular function: telomeric repeat DNA binding; telomerase RNA binding; protein binding.